GCCCUCGUAGCCCAUAUUAAUACCUUCGCUCACGGUUUCCGCUUCGCCACACCCGUGUCUGAUUGCGCGCUGACGGCAGACCGCCGCUUCUCCCCACACGAUUAGGGAAGACUAUACUCCAAGACGCCCAAAGACGAGAGCGUGUGUGCGCGCCUGGCAAACGACACUGCCUCGAUCCCCGACACAACACACCAUGUUUUGCCUGCGAAGCUGGAUACCGGUGCUUUUCUUCUUACUGCGAACUCAUGCCUCGCCCGUCUACCUCGUGCUCUUCAUAUCGGCCACGUACUUCCUGAACCGGCCGUGUGUGUAUUGCUCACUCCUCCUCUUCAUUCUCGUCGUCGCGCUCUUCGAUUUUCACACGCCGUGGUUUGAUGCGCCGCUGUCGGAUAGCGCGGAACUGGCACUCAAUGGAACCGUCUCAGAAACAGCCAGUGUGCUGGCGCAGGCGGCGAACCACACGGCACAAGUUGUGGUGAAGACUGCCAUAGACGGCGUCAAGGGGAAGGUCGGCCUGGGCCAGGCGAGCGAUGCGCAGAGUUACGAGUGGGUCAAGGGCCUGCUGGGGAAAAAGGAAUGGCGGAUUCAAUGUCUCGAUGUACUCAUCAGAGUGUGAGCAGCAAUGAAUGCAAUACAAUACGUGGCAGCCCGCCCUUGGGAAUGCGUAGGCUUGGGCGGCGUUUGUGAACGAGGACGGCUUGAUUGGAUGGAUAAGAUAUCACUGCAUGACUGGGCGUGUGUUUGAAGCAUUUGCAUGGCGUAAUAGGGAUCACUACAUACUAUCCAAAAAAAACACCAU
This is a messenger RNA of Exserohilum turcica Et28A, 799 nucleotides long. RefSeq lists its product as uncharacterized. NCBI's taxonomy places the organism in Eukaryota, Fungi, Ascomycota, Dothideomycetes, Pleosporales, Pleosporaceae. Bases 194 to 616 code for a protein of 140 amino acids. The record is from RefSeq and is a predicted model, not a curated record. The transcript has 2 exons.